AUGGACAAUGAUGAGCAGGAACUAGAUGUGGAUGUAGGUUACAUACUAGACAAGCAAACAGAAGAAAUAUGGCACAUUAUACAGCUACAAUCAACACCAAAAUUCCUUGACGCCCUCGCCCUAUCAGCUUUACAACCACAUCUCACCCUAAGACUAUAUGUGAAAUAUGAAGAGAUUUUUGCAGACACCCUCGCACGAUGGCUCACGACUGGCAUUCCCGAGAAUCAAAUCAUCGUUGCCAUUGCGCAAAUCCUUCCUUUUGCGCCAUACUGUAUAGCAUUUCUAGAGAAUUACUUGGAAUCGAAAAUUAAAUUCAGGGGAAAAUUAUCAUUUUUUAAUGCAGAUGAGGCGGAAAUACACAAUUUAGAGACCACCGAACUCCAAAAAAUUCUUCUAGCAAUAUGGCGACUUCUCAACUUCAACAAAUAUUUUUUUUCUACCACAGUACAGUUCAUAAAAAUUCAAAGUCUAUUCAAUCAUAAAGAUUUAGCCGUUCGAUUUCUAGCUAUACGUGUAUUUAGCCAAAUUAUGUCCGCGGCGGAUUUCAAGCUCGAGGAAAUGAACGAGAAAUAUAUUGGCAAGGAGUCUAUUGUCUGGGGGUACUUUGAUGGCAUGAAAAAGGAUAUAGCUUUUCUUAGUUUACUCGAAGAAAACAGAUUUCAAGAUGUAAGAAAGUCGAUGAUGGAUCAACAUAAAUUUUCUAAGAACUGCUUGGAUAAAUAUAAUCUCGACAACAUUUCUCCGUUUGUUAUUAGAUGCGGUAGUAUACUUUAUCCUCGACCAAGUGGGCCCUCGAAACUUAAAUCACUCAUUAUUCAUACUGUAACUAUGUCCCGCAACAUAGAAAGAUUCGCAAAAGCCCUAAAAAUGGGCUCGUCAAUUCUUCUUCAUGGAUUAGCUGGUUCAGGAAAAACCUUGUUGGUCCAACAUUUUGCUAGAGAACUCUCAAUAGAAUCGAAAAUGGUUACACUUCACUUAAACGAACAGACUGAUGCAAAAAUGCUCCUAGGGACGUAUGUAACUGGAAGAGCGCCGGGUACUUUCGUUUGGAAAGCCGGCAUUCUCACUACUGCGAUAAGUGAAGGACGAUGGGUCUUCAUAGAAGAUCUUGAUCGUGCUCCAAAUGAAGUUAUUAGUAUCCUGUUACCCUUAAUUGAGAAAGGUGAAUUGUUUAUUCCAAGUCGUGGGGAAACAAUUAAAGCUGGACGUGGAUUUCAGUUACUUGCUAGUUUAAGAACCUCACAAGGCUUAGGAGGGGAAGAAAAGUUUCCAUCGUUGCACACACUUGGAGCACGUCUAUGGCAACGUACUCCUGUUGAACCUGCCUCUGAAGUAGAAUUACACCAAAUAAUUAAUGGCAUACAUCCCAUCCUGCAUGAGUAUUUACCAACUAUUCUUAAUGUUUAUAAUCGUGUUUCUAGUCUUUCACAAAACUCAGCCUCAAUAUACCCAGCUACAAGAGGUUUAUUUGGAAGAGCUAUUUGUCCUAGAGAUCUUUUAAAAUGGUGUAAGCGACUAGAAGGGUUAUUGUUAAGAUGUGGAAUAAAGAAUAGUCGUGAACAAAUUACUGAUGAAAUUCGAUAUGAGUUUUUUAUGGAAGCAACAGAUUGUUUUGCUGCUAGCUUGCAGGUAGCGGAUGUGCGCAGAAAUUUUAUCUUGUGUAUCGCGGAAGAAAUGCUAAUUAGCCCUCAAAACGCCGAAUUUUUUAUCAGCUCUCACAUACCGAAGUAUGAGGAAAAAGGAAAAGAGAUUACGAUUGGCAGGGUCACUCUUCCUACAUUAAAUUGUAUCGAAAAUGUUGAUAAAAAAUCUCGACUUUUUGCAAAUACAAGUCAUGCGAAACGUUUGCUAGAGCAGGUGGGAGUCUCAGUCAAGUGGUCAGAACCAUGUCUACUUAUCGGCGAGACUGGUAUUGGCAAGACUACUGUUAUUCAGCAUCUUGCCAAUCGCCUAGGGUACAAGUUGACCGUCGUAAACUUAUCUCAACAAACCGAAGCUGGUGAUCUCUUAGGAGGUUACAAACCAGUAAAUAUAAGAACUCUUGCCAUGCCAUUGAAAAAUGACGCUGAUGAUCUUUUUGCAUCGAUUGGUCUAUCUGCAAAUAAGAACCAAAAAUAUCUAGAUCAAUUGAGUAAAUAUGUCGCUAAGAGACAAUGGAUCAAGGCAUUAAGGCUCUGGAGAGAGGUUCCUAAAAUAUAUGAUCAAUUUCUUUCAACGAUAAAGAAAGGUGAAAGCUACAAAUUGGCUUCAUCUGCAGAAUCAGAACAACCGUCAAAGCGACGUAAGACUGAGUCAAGGUUGAAAAUUUUAUUGGAACUCAAACCUAGGAUUGAUAAAUUCUCAAAAAAUCUAGAUCAGUUCGAAAUACAACUUUCUGGGGGCUCUAAGAGCUUCGCCUUCUCAUUUAUUGAGAGUAACAUUAUAAAAGCUGCCAGAAAUGGGGAUUGGGUUCUUCUUGACGAGAUAAAUCUCGCACCGCCGGAUACUAUAGAAAGCAUCGCAGACCUUCUACACCAUGGGCCAACUGAGACACCUUCAAUUCUGCUUUCUGAGACAGGAGAAAUAGAGAGAAUUUAUGCACACCCAAACUUCAGAAUAUUUGGUGCAAUGAACCCGGCAACAGAUAUUGGAAAGCACGAUUUACUUCCAGGUAUCCGCUCUAGGUUCACUGAAAUAUACGUUGAAAGUCCAGAUAAAAAUUUAGACGACCUUCUCAUUGUAAUAAAAUCUUACCUCAAAACAGUUACCAAAAAUGACGAAAGAGUCUCCUAUGAUGUAGCCAAGCUCUACCUAAAUAUAAAGCGUUUGGUAGAUGAAAAAAAGUUGGUGGACGGUGCCAAUAAUGUCCCACAUUUUAGUCUUCGUACGUUAACUAGAGUGCUUAGCUACGUCAGUGAUAUUGCGCCACUCUACGGAACGCGGCGGGCUUUGUGCGAGGGGUUCGCAAUGGGUUUUUUAACACUUCUUGAUCGAGAAUCUGAAAAGAUUUUGUCUCCUUUAAUUGAUCACUAUCUUUUAGGAAAUCAUAAGAAUGUGAAGUCUUUGUUAUCACAAAAACCAAAUUGUCCUGAAGAUGAUAGACCCUAUGUUCAUUUUAAGAGUGCCAAACAAGAUCGUCAUUAUUGGCUUCUUCAAGGCGCUGAAACCUGUCAAGAGUUUCAAGAUUAUAUUAGAACACCUUUUGUUGAGCGAAACUUAUUGAACCUAGUUCGUGCUACCUCGAUUAGACGAUAUCCAGUCCUAGUUCAGGGUCCGACAUCUUCAGGGAAAACGAGCAUGAUCCAAUUCCUUGCCAGGUAUAGUGGUAAUAAGUGCGUUAGGAUAAACAACCACGAGAAUACCGAUCUUCAAGAAUACCUAGGGUCUUACAUAUCUGGUAAUGACGGACAACUUCGUUUCCAAGAAGGUCUCUUGGUUCAAGCUCUUCGGCAGGGUUAUUGGAUUGUUCUAGAUGAACUAAAUCUUGCUCCUACUGAUGUUCUUGAGGCUUUGAAUCGAUUGCUCGAUGACAAUAGAGAAUUAUUUAUCCCAGAAACCCAAGAAAUUGUCCAUCCCCACGAAAACUUUAUGCUUUUUGCCACUCAGAAUCCACCUGGUAUCUACGGCGGUAGAAAGACACUAUCACGGGCCUUUCGAAAUCGCUUCUUGGAGCUUCAUUUUGAUGACAUUCCAGAAGAUGAACUAGAGACUAUCAUGCAGACAAGAUGCAAAAAUGUGGCACCUUCCGAUUGUAAAAGAAUAGUUACCGUAUAUAAAGAGCUUUCAAGACUGCGCCUCUUAACUCGUGUAUUUGAAAAAAAAGAUGGAUUUGCGACAUUGCGUGACCUAUUUAGAUGGGCACUACGGGAAUAUGAAACACGAGAGCAACUCGCUUUCAACGGAUAUAUGCUUCUUGUCGAACGAAUUCGCAAACCAGAGGAACGAGAUGCUGUAACUAAGAUUAUUGAGAGAGUUAUGAAAGUGAAAAUUAAUCCUAGUCAAAUAUAUGAUCAUAAAUUAUCAGCAGAAAUUCAAUUUCAUAACGUUGCACCUAGUAAACAGGGAGUUGUUUGGACUAAUGCGAUGCGUCGACUUUACAUCCUUGUUUCCCAUGCAAUUCGCCACAAUGAGCCUGUUCUUCUCAUUGGAGAGACAGGUUGCGGGAAGACGACUGUCUGUCAGAUGCUUGCUGACGCUUUCUCGAAAAAACUAAGUAUUGUAAAUGCUCACCAGAACACAGAAACAGGUGAUAUUAUUGGUGCUCAGAGACCUAUUCGGAAUCGGUCGGUAAUACUCGAAAACUUAAGGAAAGAUCUAGUACUAGCUAUGAAGUUAUUGGAACGAGAGGUUUUAGACUUCGAUGACUUAGAUUAUCUACUUGAUUCUUUUAAAUUAGUGCCCGAGGCUAGCCUUCACAAGCUACCACUAGAACUUCAUCAGAAUAUACAGCUUAAUCAAGCAAAAUCAAAAGCUUUAUUUGAAUGGUCAGACGGGAGUCUAGUGCAGGCCAUGAGGGAAGGUCAUUUCUUUUUACUUGACGAAAUUUCUUUAGCUGACGACGCUGUCCUGGAGAGAUUAAAUUCUGUGCUUGAAACCGAGAGAACAAUUCUUCUAGCCGAGAAGGGCGUCGAUAACUCACUUGUAAAAGCUAUUAACGGCUUUCAAUUUUUGGCUACUAUGAAUCCUGGUGGCGAUUACGGCAAAAGAGAGCUGUCUCCUGCCCUACGUAAUAGAUUUACAGAAAUAUGGGUACCUGCAUUAUCAGACUACGACGAUAUCUAUCAAAUUGUAGAAUCAAAACUUGGACAAGAGUGGAAGAUAUAUUCCAGAGCAAUGGUGCAGUUUGCUGAGUGGUUUGGACAGGAAUAUCGUUCUACAUCGGUAUCUAUAUCAGUUCGAGAUAUGCUCGCGUGGACAGAAUUUAUGAAUAAUUGUCCCACUGGAAAUCCUCAUUUUUUUGUUGUUCAAGGCGCCUCCCUGGUCUAUAUUGAUACUUUAGGGGCUAACCCAGCUGCCCUACUAUCAAGAAAUACGGAAAGUAUACAGAAAGAACGUGAAAAAUGCUUACUUAAACUCGGAAGUCUCCUGGAUUUUAAUGUGAUGCCUUCGUACUUUAAUAACAUUAAUAUCUUGAACACAGAACACCAUCUUCAAAUAGGAGAAUUUUCUAUAGAAAAAAGAUUCGGAAAAAAUGAAUCACAAGAGUAUGCUUUUGAGGCAAAGACGACAAAAAUAAAUGCUAUGAGGGUUAUUCGAGCCCUUCAGGUCAAAAAACCAAUCUUAAUCGAAGGAAACCCAGGCGUUGGAAAGACGACAUUAAUAGCUGCCAUUGCUCGUAUAUGUAACCAGCCACUCACUCGAAUAAACCUUUCCGAGCAAACUGACUUAAUGGACCUAUUUGGAUCUGAUGUUCCAGUCGAAGGCGCAGAAGUUGGCAAGUUUGCAUGGCGUGAUGCACCAUUUUUACAAGCUAUGCAAAGAGGUGAAUGGGUUUUACUCGAUGAAAUGAAUCUUGCUUCACAAUCAGUUUUGGAAGGUCUUAAUGCAUGUCUAGAUCAUCGAGGAGAAGUUUAUAUCUCAGAACUGGAUCAUACUUUCAAAUGUCAUCCCAACUUCUUUGUGUUUGCUGCCCAAAAUCCACAUCAUCAGGGUGGUGGGAGAAAGGGGCUUCCAAGCUCAUUUGUUAACCGCUUUACUGUUGUAUAUGCUGACAUAUUCAAGGAGGACGAUUUACAGCUGAUAUGUCAGCAAAAGUUUCCUUCAUUGCCUGGGGAUCUAAUCGGAAAGAUAAUUACUCUCGUGUUGCACUUGGAAGAGGAGGUAGUUCAUAAGCGUACAUUUGGUACUCAAGGGGGACCGUGGGAGUUUAACCUUCGAGAUAUUUUACGUUGGCUUCAGCUUUUAACGUCUGAAAAAAACUUCUUCAAAUUUACACAGCCCUCUGACUUCCUCGAUUUUGCCCUACGUCACCGGUUUAGAACGAGUAAAGAUCGGUUGGAACUUGAUAGAGUAUUUGCAGAUAAAUUUUCAAGUAGUAGUCCCCCUCGCCAUCUAUUUCACAGCAUUAGCUCUAGGGCAUACCAAGUUGGGCUAGCAUAUUUACACAGAAAUCUUAUCAAUCAGACUGGCACCCUACCUGGAAUGAAUCUUAAUAAUCGCCUUUCUGAGCUCGAAUCAACUAUGAUCUGUAUUCAGGAAAAUAUUCCCUGUAUAUUAGUUGGGCCAUCUGGCUCAGGUAAGACGACAAUCUUGCAACAUAUUUCAAAUGUUGUUGGAAAGGAGCUGCUUACAUUUCCGCUCACUUCAGACACUGAUACUAUGGAUUUGAUCGGUGGUUACGAACAGGUCGAUCCCCAGCGAAACGCGAUUAAGUUUCUUGAUGAACUAGAGAUAUUCUGCAGUCAAAAAGCUCUUUCAAUUUUACCUGAUAAGCUUCCCGAACAGGUUAUUAGCGUCAUCGAAUCUCUAAAACAAAGGGGGCCAAAUUUAUCUCAUCUAUUAUCAUCUUUGUCACACCUACUACACAAUAUGGAAGCCGAAACAACUCAAGAGGACUUUGGACGUCUCGCUAGCUGUUGUAAAGAAUUAUCGGAGACGACAAUGAUACUCGACAGUGCUCAUUUUGAAUGGUGUGAUGGUGCUCUAAUUAAAGCUCUAGAGCAAGGAAAAUGGCUCGUUUUAGAUAAUGCUAAUCUAUGCAGCGCUUCCGUUCUUGAUAGGCUGAAUUCUCUUCUAGAACCAGACGGGUUCUUACUCAUUAACGAGUACAAUAGUGAAAGCGGUAAGCCAAAGAUAGUUAAGCCACACUCUGAUUUUAGAAUAUUUUUGACAAUGGAUCCAAAAUUUGGAGAAUUGUCAAGGGCAAUGAGAAAUCGUGCCGUUGAGAUUUUUGUUGAGCCUCUAUCAGACACCGCUCCAGUCGAAAUACUGGGAGUUAAUCACGAAGCAUCAAUGCAAAGAUUUCGUAUACUCUCUCAAUCUUUGAAGAAUCUUGAAAUAAAAACCUUGCACUCGACAGCCUCAAUUGCUAUAGAAAACCUUUCUUGGUCCGACAUGACACUCUUACCCCGCUUCAUUGCUUCCCUUGAUCCUACAUACUCCAAAGAACUGAUGCCACUAUGCCAGGAUUACAUUGCCCUACAAGAGGAACCAGAGAACCAGAAAAUAAGAAAUUUGUUAAAAGAUUCUAUCAGCGUAUUUAAUGACCCAUACCCUAGAGACAUACAGAUCGUUCAUCCACUUCAAAACUCACCUAUGGUGAAUGUGAUAGUACAAUCCCAGAAAUCGAAAGUAGUAUACUGGCUCGGCGCAGCAAUAGACAUUCUUCUGGAAAUCAGUGAAGCGAGUAGAGUUCUAAAUAAUGAAGUAAUAUCUAUCGAAAAUAAAAAGCCGAGCAAGAUGAACAGAUUUCAGCGAUCAAUAAUGAAGGAACAAGUAUCUGCUGUAGCGAAUGACUCUACCGUCAGCGUAGCGUAUUUCCUUCAGUUUACAUUACAGUUACUGAGGAGAUUUUCGCAAAAUUAUACCCCUGAUCAUGAUCAGUGGCUAAGGUCUAAAAUGGUUAUUUCUUCCCUACUUCAAUAUUGGCGAUAUACCCUUCAUCUUGUGACAGAAAAAUUAUUCGAUGAAGUUACAUUUCAGGCCCAUCUUGCUAUUGGUAGAGAGUUGCUACCCGAAUAUUCAUCUAAUGAAUAUCCGAUUAUCCAAUCUUUCAAAGAAGAGCUGGAGAAAAACUUUUGUUCGAAGUUUAAGCUUACAACUGGUAUUAGUAUGGGGAUCAUCUGGAAUUGUUUACGACCUAAAUCCAUUCGUAGUAGUAAUGUAUUUGAUAGCUUAUCUAAGAUGAAAGAGCUGGCCAUCCGCUUUGAUACAAUGAGAUGGAAAACUGCGGCUUCAGUGCAAAAUCUCGCUAAUAUAAUGGAUUCUUUGGUAAGAGCUUAUCAGAUUAUUCUGGAGACCGAGGUUGAUGGCACAGCUCUUAUAUCUUCUCUGGCCCAUGAAAUGAAGAUACUGGAGUGUGGUAUGGAAAAAAUCGAAGACAAAACUACUCCAUACUUUCGAACGCAAUUUGAAGCUAUCCGGCAAUAUAAAACUUUAGAAUCAAUAUGCUCAAAUAAUUAUGAAGAUAAAAGCGAUCUCGAGUUACUUGUUUUAUCAGAUUAUUCGACUGUUUGUCAAAUGAACUUCAGAAGUGCCACACCUUCAUCAGUCUUUUUCCAGGCAAUAGACUACCUUUUAUGCGAAAAUGGCAAUUUUAAUCCUACCAACAGCACCCUCUUAUCAGGCCUUUUGGUGGCUUUGAGGGGAAUUGAUAAAGUGGAACUCAAAGCGCUAAGUCUUUUAGAACUGGAGUUGCCAAUUCUUGGCCAGAAACUCGCACUUAUUUGUGAAAAUAUUUGCCAGAAUCAACUACUUCUUCUCAAUAAAAUAUUAUUGCAGCUAAUUCACAGCUUUAUCGAAAUACAUGGCAUGAGAUCUCUUUCUUAUUGGAGAGAUUUGUGUCAAUCGAAUAGUUCCUCAGAUUUUCUAGAACACUCAUCUCAUGCUAGUGUUAAUGCAAAUCUACGUGAAGUGAUUCAAGAUCACUUCUUACCUUCAUUUCAGCUAGCUAUGACAUCAGAUAAUCACGAUAUAAUAAUGUUUCAAUCAUCAGCUCUUGCGUGGAUUCAUUUUGCUAUUGGUUGUAUUAUUCUUUACGUUCCAGAUCGUGCAAUUGAUCCGGAAAAGAAACAGCGUUUAGAAACCGAGCGCUUCAAUACGGCUAAAAAUAAGCUAUCAGAAAAAUUAGAUGCCUUGAAGAGAUUCGAGUAUUUUUUUUCCAAGAAUAAUACAAACAUACGGUGUGAACUCCUUGAAUCUGAACUUACUGAACUAGGAGUACUGCCUGAGGAUCUGCAGGAUAUCUAUCGACCUGCAGAGUCAGAAAUUAAUCAACUUCAAGGAGAAUUCAAUAAUCUUUUGAAAAUUGUUCUCGGAUCUGAUAUUAUCGCAUGUAUCAGUAACCUAUUCAAAACUCAAUCGGGUGCAAAUGAUCAUGUGAUUCAAUUACUCCAGAGAAAUGUCGCCAAAAUUUAUAAUCGGCUUACUCGUGGCUUUCAAGCAUAUGGUGAUAUAAUUCAGCCGAUCUUAAGUAUGAUCAAGUGCCUACAAAUUGGUCUUUCAUUUGCGGUAAUUGGUGUCAACUUACCUUCUGAUGGCGAAAAAUUCAGAGGAUAUGGAGACUUGAUAUCAAUCAUGACUGGUUUCGGGGAUAAAAUAGAAAUUGGGAGUAUUGCUGGCUUUAAUUUUCCGGAAGAAUACUUGGCUUUUGUGGCGAUAAAUUCUGCGAGUGAAGGAUCAAACUACUUGAAGACGAAAGCUCGAGAAUCAUUACUUAGGGUGGUUCACGAAUACUACGACAAGUGGAGCAGUCAACUAGAGAUUGAUCGACUUGAGGCCGAAUCUAAAUCACGACUUUAUCAAUUCCGUGGGGCUAACUCGGAUCAGGAGGAAAUCGAGAAGCAAGAAUAUGAACAAAUCUUUCCAUCAUACGAAGAAGAAACAUCCCCAUCAACCAAAUUUUUGGAGGCUACUUAUAUUCGGGACACUGCUGUUAGGUUCGCAAAGUUGCAUGCAGAAAUUUUUCUCAACCCCGUCGAGCCUGCGGAUAGUAUAAAAAAUCUAAUUCGAUCCUCAUCACUAAGAUCCAUUUCAGAUCCUAAUUAUAGUAAUGCAGAUCCAAGUUCCAAGGCCAGGUCUCUACCUGGAAGCUUACUACUUCUUGAUGAUAAGAUUCGGGAAUUUAAUUCGGAAAUUACUCCUCAAUAUUAUAAUUUCUAUUUAGAUCCAAACCUUUCUGAAUGUCGUAAGCUAGUCAAACUAUCGCAAAGGAUUCAGAAUCGUUUUAGGGAACUUCAGUCUAUAGAUGAUAUCGGACAUAUGCAGCCGCUCGAAGAUGUAAUUGUAUCAUGCAAUGAGCUACUCCAGUUUCGACAUAUAGAACCUCUUGCCAAAAUUAUUACAAAGGUUGAGAAGAUUCACACUUAUUUGCAUGAAUGGCAAUUUGGUGGAUGGGCCAGCCGAGCUAAUUCAGUUCUUGAGUACUAUCAAGAAAUUACGACUACUAUUGUUCGCUGGCGACGACUAGAGCUAUCUACAUGGUCUAGGCUAUUUGAUAUGGAGGUCAAAAAAUGUGAGGAUGAUGCUAAAUCUUGGUGGUUUAUAGCCUAUCAAAUAGUCAUCGCAGCUCCCCUUCAAAUUUCCGAGUCUGAAUCUAAUGUGAGAAAUUAUGCUCAGAAGCUUUUAAAAGACUUGGAAACAUACUUCUCAUCUGCAAUACUCGGCCAAUUUUCUCAGCGACUCCAGCUAAUGAAGCAGCUUCAAAAGCAUCUCGAAAUCCUCGAGUUGGAAGUUCCUACAAUGUCUAUUAUCAUGAAGGCUGUAGCAAACUUUGUUAAUUUUUACUCCCGAUAUGAAAAGCCUGUACAGGAAACCCUCAUGAAGGGAAGAACUAGUCUAGACAAGAUGAUGCAUGACAUCUCGUUGAUGGCUAGCUGGAAAGAUACCAAUAUCGUUGCCUUGCGAGAUAGCGCCAAAAGGUCUCAUCAUAAACUUUUCAAGGUCAUUAGGAAAUUUCGAGCACUAUUAGGACAACCAAUGGAGAUUGUUUUGAUGCAAGGACUUCCCCAAGAAAAAAGCACAGAUGAUUCUACUCAACAAAUUUUGGGCUCGCCUGCCGGCGUGGAACCCUCAGCACUUGCAGUAUGUGAAUCCUUUGUACCAAGAUGGUCGGAAAAGAGCAAACGCUUUGUAAAUAUUUCACAAACAACUAGCUUAAUGGCAAAUACGGCUGUAAUACCAGAAAGCGUAGUCGAUAUUUCCAGCUACCUCGAAGAAUUCGUCACAAGCCUAACUAGUGCAGUUUCUGAGCUACAGAAGAUGACACCUUCAAAAUUGACAGACGAGAAUAAGGAUCAGGUUAAGCACUUGAAGACAAGGAAGAAAAAACUUUUUGCUGAUACUCUGAAAGAACUACGACGGAUGGGUAUCAAGAGUCAUUUAAGCUCCGAUGCGCUUCAAAAACAAGAAUCUCUAUCUUAUGUCUUGAGCCAGCUGGAUUUUUUCGGGGACGUCACUACGGAUAAAGUGCAAUAUCACUUCCACACGGCAAUAGACAUCGUUCCUAGAGCCCGCAAUUCUGUGAAAGGACACUCUAUAGAUUUGAGCAGCGUAGAUGUGGAAAAAAGUAUAGGACUAAUGGAGGGUUUACAUCAAACCAUUUUCUCGCAGCAUAAUUUCCUGUUGAAGACCGCAUCAAGUAUGAAGGCACUUGAUACGAGCUUGCAGAUGAUGAAAGGUCUCUGGACGCAUGAUUAUAAUAUAAAGAAUCAUUCGAGAUCAACGAAUCACUAUAGGUACCUUCAGUGGUUACCUACUGUACUUCUAGUAGGAAAUGAUCUCAUCGAAAUACACUCCAAAUUCCGAGGUUUCGACUGCAGCGCUAUUAAUGCUAACUUUAAGAACUGGAUCUCUCAAUUUACUCAGCUCAAAGUGAAAUGGGAUUCUUUACCCUGUAUUCCUUCCCAAGUAAUAUCAACUGAGAUCCUAAACUUGUAUUCCAAAAUCGAUGAUUUAGUUGGACAACUUAUCUUAGAUCUCAAAAGUGUUCUAGAAGGAUAUCCAUGUCUUGAAUUCAUCAUCAACCAAAUCAUACCAUGGACUCGGAUGCCACAGCCUGAAAAUGAAAGUCACUCAAAUCAAUCGUCUAUUUCUCAAUUAGAUUGUAAACUAUCUGAAUUAUGUGAUAGUGUGCUGGUGGCUAUUGAAAACUAUUCAAGACUCGUCUCGACCUUGCCAAAAUCUUCAGAAGAUGCUGGAUGGCUAGUUCAAAAUAAUUCUAUAUCACAAAAUAGUUUAAGCACACUUCAUAUCGAAACUAUAUAUCGGCUGGUACAAGAAUCAUUUGAAAUUUUAGGACGACUGAAUCUUAAAGAUGACCAAAUAAGUACAACCUCAGCUGCUUGCUUUGCUGUCGCUCUUCCCAUUCUAGAGCAGUAUUUUAUAAUCGUACAAAAUAGUUAUCGGCGAUACGUCUUAAUUCAUAUGGCUUCCUGCAAGACUCUAUAUAUUUUGGCUAAAACCUUUAUUCAAAUAGCUACGCAAGGUUUUUGUUCGCCUUCUGAGGGCCCUGACACCAAGGAAAGUCAAUCUGAAAAACUAGAAGAUGGAACAGGUUUGGGAGAUGGUGAGGGUGCUGAAGAUAUUAGUAAAGAUAUUCAGGACGAUGAAGAUUUGAAUGAGUUAGCACAAGAGCCAAACACAGAUAGAGAGAGUGAAAUGAAGAAUGAGGAAGAUGCUAUCGAUAUUACUAAUGAUGAUAUGGAAGGAGAAAUGGAGGAUUCGAAAGAGGGAAAGGAAGAUAAUGAAGGCUCCGAGGAUGAAAAUACCGAGGAUGAAAUGAAUGAGGAGACAGGUGAUGUCGAUGACUUGGAUCCGACAGCUGUCGAUGAAAAGAUGUGGGAUGACGGUGGAAAAGAAGCUGAAAAAGACCAACAGGGAGACGAAUCAAAAGGAGAGACAAAGAAAGACGAGCAGGUAGCUUCUGAGUCUAGUGAAAAAGAAAAGGUCGAGGAGGAUGAAACCAAUCAAUCCCAGGAAGAGGAGAUGGCUGGUGAGGAGCAAGGAGAAGAGAUUAAGCCAAACGAAAUUGAAAAUCAUGAUCCACAUGUACAAGAAUCAGAGGUGCUCGACUUACCGGAAGAUUUGAAUCUAGACGGAGAAGAUUCAAAAAGUGCGUCAGAAGAAGAUGGAUUAGAAGAUCUCUCCGACGUAGAAGAUUCGAAAAAUCUAGAUGAGAUGCCCGAUGAUGACCAAAAACAAGAAACCCCUGAUGAAGAGUCGAACCAACCUAACGAAGGACCCCUUUCUGAUGUAGAUGAAAUGGACCUUGAUAAGAAUGAAGUUGAAGACAAUCAAAAAAAUGAGGGAGAAGAUGAAGAUGAGAAAAUGGAGGAGGCUGAUCAGACUCAAGAUGAGGUCGAGGAUCAAGCAUGCGAAGAUGAAAACUCUUUUCAUCAUCAUGACGAAGUUAAAAUAGAUGAUAUGGAAGGGUUUUCCAGUAAUGACCAUGGAGGCGACAAAAGCCAAGACAAAGAGGUGAAUAAAAAUCAAGAAAACGCAAGCAAGACGCAGGAGGAUGAAAGUGAGCAAGAUGGUGAAGCAUCUAGUGGUAAAAAUUUUGAGAGCGAGCUUAACAAUCAGGGAGAAAUGGGAAAAGGUGAGGCUCCUCAGGAUAUGGCGAACGAGACACAAGACUCGAACUCUGCUCAACCAUUUAAGAAACUUGGCGACGUUUUGGACAAUUGGUAUCGUCAACAAAAUGAUAUACGUGAUCCUUGCGAACAACAAGAUUCUAAAAAAGAUCCAAUCAAGGAUGCUAUUGACUUCCAGCAUCUUAAGAGUGAAAAUGAUGAGUCUGACGCUCAGGCCCUGGGAAACACAACCGAAGAUCAGGCCCAUGCAUUGGAUGAUGCAAUGGCUGUAGAUCAGCAGAUAAAAGAUGAAUUUGAAAAAAUGGUUUCGGCUGAGAAUGAGAAAAAUUACGACUCAGACUGCGAUAGAGAUAUUGAUGAUCCAAUGGCACAAAAAGAUGAUGAACACUCUGACGCCUCUGAAGGUCAAUUAGGAGCAGUAAUUUACCAACCCAAGGAAAAUCCCAUAGAUGAUGAUACACAGAUUUUUGACCAAGAUAUAGAACAGAAAGUAGAGGAAGUCGAUCAUCAACUUGAGAGUGUCCAUCUUGAGAGCGAAGUCAGUCUUAGGCCGUUUAAACUUUCUUAUGAACAAUGGAACCACUACGAGGGGCUUACACGAGAUCUUUCUCUUUCACUCACUGAGCAACUUCGUCUUAUUCUUGCUCCGACUCUAGCAACCAAGAUGCGCGGUGACUUUCGUACUGGUAAGCGUCUCAAUAUCAAACGAAUCAUUCCAUAUAUUGCCUCUCAGUUUAAGCGAGAUAAGAUAUGGAUGCGACGUAGUGUUCCGUCUAAAAGAAAUUAUCAGGUUAUGCUAGCUGUCGACGAUAGCAAAAGUAUGGGAGAAAGCGGAAGUGGAUCAUUGGCUUUUGAAACGCUUGUAAUGGUCUCUAAGUCGUUGAGUAUGCUUGAAGUCGGAGAGAUCUGCAUGGUUGGUUUUGGCGAAAACGUCAAAAUUGCUCAUGACUUUGAUGUACCAUUCACCUCGGAUGCCGGGCCCAGGGCACUACAGCACUUUUGCUUUCAGCAAAAUCGCACUGAUAUUGCUCGACUUGUAGCAGAAAGCAUUGAGAUAUUUCGCACAGCACGAGCCAAAGCUAGCAGUCGACCAGCCGAUUUAUGGCAAAUGGAAAUAAUUAUUUCCGACGGUAUCUGUGAAUCCCGAGAUCAUGAAGAGAUUCGACGGCUAUUGCGCGAGGCCUUGCAAGAGCGUAUAAUGAUGAUCUUCGUCAUUGUUGAUGAUGUAAAGAGCAAAAAGAAUGGACAGAGUGUGGUAGAAUUAAACCAAGCCGUGUUUGUAAAUGGGGCGGUUGUUACCUCGAGGUACCUGGAUAGCUUCCCAUUCCAGUAUUAUGUAAUUGUGAGCGAUAUCAAGGAACUGCCCAGCGUCUUAGCUACUUUAUUACGGCAAUGGUUUCAGGAAGUAGUAGAAUAUUCAAAUUAG
Blumeria graminis f. sp. triticale is the source of this 14655-nucleotide messenger RNA. The record is from the annotation of a GenBank genome assembly. NCBI's taxonomy places the organism in Eukaryota, Fungi, Ascomycota, Leotiomycetes, Helotiales, Erysiphaceae.